AAUCUUCAUCUAAACAUCUCGAACAAAAAUUUAGUCAAACACUAGGGACAAAUGAGAGAGUCGAAAUAAAAUUCACUAUCUCUCUCAGUUGUCACAAAGAGGUAAAUUUAUAUAGGUUAAGAGAAACAAUUAUGUUGUUGAAAAUAGCUGCUACCAAGUAUCGAUCUCCUCUGUGGUUUGUCUCCAACGGUGCGAUCCCGGAAGACGGAGUAACUAUAUUCCGCGUUCCCCAAAUUUGAUGAACCCUGAGGCACGAAUGACAUUGCGACCACGAUUUCCAUACCAAUAGCUUCGUUCUCAUACCAGCUCCAAAGAUUCCUUCUCGAACACCGUACACCGCACACCCAACUCCCACCGAAACACCUUUGCCAAUCGGCCCCAACCUAUCAUCAUGGCGCCCAAUAUGUCUCUUUUCUCCGUCAAUGCCAUCAUAAUCCUCAAUGCCGAAGAUGGCUCCCGAGUAUUCACCAAAUACUACGCACCACCCCACCACAACUCUUCUUCUCCAGCACCACCAUAUCCCGAUCAAAAAUCUCAAAAAGCAUUCGAGAAAGGUCUCCUCGAGAAGACGCAAAAGCAAAACGCAGAUAUUAUCCUCUACGACAAUCGCAUUGUGUUAUAUAAGAGCGAGAGCGACGUUAUGAUGUAUGUAGUUGGAGGAGUGGACGAGAAUGAGAUUAUGCUUUAUAAUGUUAUUUUGGCUUUGAGGGAUUCUUUGCAUCUGCUAUUCAAACAAUCCGUAGACAAACGGACUAUAAUCGAAAACUACGACCUCCUUUCCCUGGCAGUUGACGAGAUGGUUGAUGAUGGUAUUAUUCUCGAAACAGACCCCACGAUUAUCGUCCAAAGAGUUAGCAAGGCGCCUACGCAAGAUGUAGCACAAUUGAAGGGUAUCGAUUUGAGCGAGCAAGGCAUGAACAAUUUGGCACAAUUCGGAAAGGCCAAACUAGGGGAUUGGUUGAGGCAGGGUCUGUGAAGGGCAUGAAGAACGAAGAUCGUGUCAUUGUGGAUGGGCAACAUUAUAUUUGCUUGGGAGCCAUAAAAGGAGUUUAGAUUGUACU
Messenger RNA from Botrytis byssoidea, 1061 nucleotides. RefSeq lists its product as uncharacterized. Gene Ontology annotation, biological process: intracellular protein transport; retrograde vesicle-mediated transport, Golgi to endoplasmic reticulum; intra-Golgi vesicle-mediated transport. The transcript has 3 exons. NCBI's taxonomy places the organism in Eukaryota, Fungi, Ascomycota, Leotiomycetes, Helotiales, Sclerotiniaceae. Gene Ontology annotation, cellular component: COPI vesicle coat. Bases 392 to 976 code for a protein of 194 amino acids. The record is from RefSeq and is a predicted model, not a curated record.